This is a messenger RNA of Aegilops tauschii subsp. strangulata, 1423 nucleotides long. RefSeq names its product GDSL esterase/lipase At1g28600. The record is from RefSeq and is a predicted model, not a curated record. Gene Ontology annotation, molecular function: hydrolase activity, acting on ester bonds. NCBI's taxonomy places the organism in Eukaryota, Viridiplantae, Streptophyta, Magnoliopsida, Poales, Poaceae.
AGCUCCACACAAAUCGUAGCACCGAAGGAUAGCAGCAGACACGCACGCACAUUAGAUACGAUGUGCCCAUUUUCACAGUUCCUCGUGGCGCUGGCGCUGGCGGUGGCGCUUCUCCCCGUCAUCGGCGCCGCCGCCGGCGACCGCGGGACGCGCUACGCCGGCGUCUUCAGCUUCGGCGACUCGCUCACCGACACCGGGAACUCGCUGCAUCUCGCGGCCACCCGCGCGGGGCCGUCCAGCCGGCCGCCCUACGGCGAGACCUUCUUCCGGCGCCCCACUGGCCGGGCGUCCGACGGCCGCCUCGUCGUCGACUUCAUCGCUGAGGCGCUGGGGGUACCGCACCCGACGCCGUACCUCGCCGGCAAGAGCGCAGAGGAUUUUCGGCGCGGCGUGAACUUUGCCGUCGGUGGAGCGACGGCGCUUGGCCCGGAUUUCUUCGAGAGCAGAGGGCUUAAGCCGUUUGUGCCUGUCUCUUUCACAAACCAAGCCACCUGGUUCAAGAACGUUUUGCAGCUUCUUGGCUCAGUUCACAACCGUACGAGGAUCAUGGCGACCUCGCUCUUCAUCGUCGGCGAGAUUGGAGUAAACGAUUACCUCGUCGCCUUUGCCGGGAACACCACCGUCGAGGAGGCGCGGGCCUUCGUGCCGCACAUCGUCGGCGCCGUCCGUUCAGUCGUGACCGAGGUGAUCGCCGCCGGAGCGAGGACCGUACUGGUCCCCGGGAUGAUACCGCUCGGCUGCGAGCCACAGCUGCUCGCCCUCUACCAGAGCGGCGACCACGACCCGGCGUCCGGCUGCAUCAAGCCGCUCAACAACCUCGCCGAGCUGCACAACCGCGCGCUGAACGGCAUGCUCCGGGAGCUCCGGCGAGCGCACCCGGGGACGGCCAUCCUCUACGCCGAUCUCUACGGCGCCGUCGCCGAUCUCAUCGUUUCGCCCCGGAAAUACGGGUUUAGGGAUGAGCCGCUGGCGGCGUGCUGCGGCGGGAGCGGCGUGUACAACUUCAACAUGACGGCGUUCUGCGGCGCGGCCGGGACGGCGGCGUGCGCCGACCCGUCUGAGUACGUGUCCUGGGACGGGGUGCACUUCACGGAGGCCGCCAAUAGGCACACGGCCUGCGCCACGUUGAAGGCCAACUCGCCUGCUCUGCUCAGCUCGUGGACGGCGGAGGCGAGACGAAGGAUUGGGUGCGCCUAAAAGCCUAAGCCUAACUAAGACAGCGACAGAGGGAGUAGAGCAAUUCCGGCUAAAUUAAUCCUUGGCACACGUGGACGUUCUCCUGCUAAGGCAUCGACUAACUACACUUUUUGACUAGGCAGGCUGCUCGUGUUGCCGUGUGGGGUACAUUUGUAAAAGAAAAAGUGUUUCAAUUAGAUGCACACCAUAAUUGUUUGAAGGAAUUGAGAAAUACAUUGUUUGAAGA